AUGACGACCUGCACGACACCGGCAGGCGAGACGUGCAGGGCGCCGCAGGAGCCACUGCCGUUCGGCUCAUUGUGCGGCACGAGGCCAAGCGGCGCCGCCUCCGCCCACAGCUGCGUUGAGGACUCCAUUGUGACGAGGAACAGCGGUCCACCGUCGGGGAGCAGCGGGCCGGGCGGCGCGGCGGUGGCGGUGCAGUGCACGAUCAUCUCCUUCUCGGCAGAGCCAAUCGGCAAAACAUUUGUCUUGUGCGUGAGCGUGUUCAUCACAGCGCAGUCCUUCCGUGACGCGUACACCAGCAGACUGCUCUCCUCGAUGAAGUUGAGGUUGUUGUACAGCAUCGAUGGCGGCAGACAGGCGUUGGUCGCCUUGUGGUCAGCCACAUGGCAAAAGGUGCGUACCAUUUGUGUGCCUCCACUCCCAGACGCUCAGCUACUCGCAGUCUGA
Molecule: messenger RNA, 444 nt
Organism: Trypanosoma grayi
Lineage: Eukaryota; Euglenozoa; Kinetoplastea; Trypanosomatida; Trypanosomatidae
Exons: 1
Coding region: 1-444 (147 amino acids)
Source: RefSeq, a predicted model, not a curated record